AGCUGCUGCCAUGGACCGCGUCUGGCAAGGGCAUCACCUAAGUGCGUCGGAUGUUGCGAGCUUCAUUAGACGGGUUUUCGAUAAGACGACGCGCGCCCUGAAACUCACCUCCUGCCGAUCUACCACAGAUGCAGCAGGGCCACCUCCCAGGACGAGUGGUGCACACGCCGAGUCGUCUCGGCCGUCAGACGUGCACCGACGUUCUUCAGUGUCGGCACCCACACGACCCCUCCUAUCACGUCUUGGAGGGUCCGAGCAACAUGGUCCGUCUGCACAAGUCUCGACGCAGCCUCGCAGAUUGAGCCCUGUACGUCCACAGUCAGGUUACUUCGGUGACGAGGCCGGUCCGUCUUCGGCGGCCCCACACCCUACCCCCCCCCCCCCCGCAACGUACUACGGCACGUCAGCGUGGCCUUCUUCUGCUGCACCGUCGUACCACGCAGGCCCCUCCAGCCAGUACACAUGGACGCCUGUCGAGCCUUCACAGUCCUCCUACCCUAGUCAGGAGGAUGAGGCUGGCCUCGACACCGCAUACGACAUCGUCCGUGACUUCUUCGAGGGCACACCUGACUACGACGUCCUUCAGCGGUCCCAGGUUUCCAGUGCACCGCUUCGGACCCAGCCCACGCAUGACGAGCCCUCGACACCGGUGGUCCCUACUAGGCCUAAUGAUGGCUCCGACCUCUCCGAGUGGACCGUGGUCAAAAGUUGCCUCAACGACUGCGGUCAAAACUUUACUGCACGACGCACAGGUAUCCUGCUCCUGCCACCGCUAUAUGAUGCAUUGCUGCGUAUUGGUAACCGGGGCUACGUGGUAACUGUAUCACUGCCAAAGGUAAACGGUGCGCCUAUUCAUCGCUGCGAAGACAUCUACAGUGAAUAG
Molecule: messenger RNA, 883 nt
Organism: Phragmites australis (common reed)
Lineage: Eukaryota; Viridiplantae; Streptophyta; Magnoliopsida; Poales; Poaceae
Exons: 5
Coding region: 11-883 (290 amino acids)
Source: RefSeq, a predicted model, not a curated record